UUACAAGGCACUAUGUAAAUAUACUAGUAAUCCUUUGACUGAGAUAUCUUGUCUUGCUUGAACUAUGUUCGUGUCGUGGCCCAUGAGCUUUGUAUCUUGAUCGAUCGUUACAGGUGCCUGGGGUAUACCGUUGUAGAUGUAUGCUAAGUGGAAGAAAUUUUCCAUAAUGGCUACAAGAGCAAUAGUGCGAAGGAAGAAGUAUCUCUUCCAUUCCCUAAAUCAGCAGACUAGCUUGGUCCGAUUUUUUUCAAGCUUUGAGCAUGAGCAGUCAUCUAACCUUCCUGCUUCAUGGGGUUCAAGAUGGGGUUUGAGUCAUCCAUCCUCGGACAGAGAUCAUGGAAAAGAAGACUCGUACUCCUUAAGCAGGGAGGAAUUGUUUGUUUCUCGACCAGGAGGAUUGCUCAGGCAUUACUCUUGCGAAACUACAACUCUUGGAUGUAGAGUUGGACUAACAGUUUCUAUUCCUUCUUUGGGAUAUAGAUGUACGUCAGAAUUGAUUAAUUAUUCUUCUACCGCUGCAACAGGCCAACGUGAAAAUGAUGGGAAAGAAGAGGGGCCUGUUAAACAAAUAAAGGAAGCUUCACCAGAGGAAUGUGACCAAGCGGUCGAGGGGUUGAGCUCGGUGAAAGCAAAAGCAAAGCAGUUGCAAGAACCACAAAAGGGUGCUAAAUCAAUCAUAAAAAGAUUAUGGGCUAUGCUUUUAGGGAUAGGACCAGGUUUGAGAGUUGUUGCUUCUAUGAGCAGGAUAAGCACAAGUGUUUUUGAAGUUGUUUCUCAACAUGUUGCCAUCAACCUUCCAGGACAAGAUGAAAGAACGUACAGGACAUCGAAUGCGCGCAGCCAACUUGAAAAGAUUUUGGAGGACCAUGAACAGAUAAAUAAGCAAAUCGAAUUGCAAAGCAAAGAGCUUGUGCAGCGUGAGAAAGAGCUAGAGAAACGGGAGGCCCGAAAUGAAGAUGAGAGGAAGAAGCUCGACUCUGAGAAGAAAAUGGAUGGAAGAGUAGCAAUGCCCAAUCUCCCACUUGAUUGGAGUAUAUUCGUAGGUGCUUUUGCAAAUCUUGAAAAUGCUUGUUUAACAAACAAGGGAAAAUUAAUGUCCUGCGCGUGGGCUAUGUGUUAG
Rhododendron vialii is the source of this 1120-nucleotide messenger RNA. RefSeq lists its product as uncharacterized. The record is from RefSeq and is a predicted model, not a curated record. The transcript is spliced from 6 exons. The coding region runs from base 137 to 1120 and encodes 327 amino acids. NCBI's taxonomy places the organism in Eukaryota, Viridiplantae, Streptophyta, Magnoliopsida, Ericales, Ericaceae. Gene Ontology annotation, biological process: gene silencing by siRNA-directed DNA methylation.